GUGGACAACAUUUUAGAGAAAUACGUUUUUUGUGCAUUUGGAAAAUGUCUGUGAUCUUUUGUUUCAGCUAAUGAAAAAUGGGACCAACACUCUACAUGUUGUUUUUAUAUAUUUUUUCAUUGUACAUGGCUCUGGGCUAUUUUAUCCAUAAACUAUCAUCAUUAUGACAAUAGAAUGAUUCAAUAUAAUUACAAUCAUUCUAUUUCUAUGAUUAUUACAUCAUAAUCAUCAUCAUUAUGAGGGCAGAUGUUGUUACAUGAUGAAUGAUGACAUGUGCAUUCUAGUGGAUCAAGAUUAGCCAUCAGUCAACUUCAAAUUCAAAUAUAGCUGCAAGCUUCUGGGGUUCAAGCUUUGGUCACAUAGUGCCACCAUCAGGACAAAUUGGAAACAUUGCCAAAUUCAAUGAAUACCAGCGUUGUAUUAUAAUGUAAUUUUGAUUUGUGCAAUUAUUUUCAGAGCAAGAGCAAUAAUAACUUUUUUUUCAUGAGUGAUCAAUGGAUUGAUCUAUCUAUAAAUUGUCAUGGAUCAAAGUCCAUCUCGUUCAUCAAUGGCCCCUUCUAUAGAGGAGCUCACUGAAGAAAUGUCUCAAGUGGUUCAGGUCAGUGAACUCACUGGGAUCUCCAUGAGCCAGAUCAUGGCAUCCAGAACCUCCUUGGGAACGCCAGUGACUUCUGUUUCCCAACUCCUUGCAUCCGUGACAUCCUUGCAUUCACCAAUGCCACCUCUUACUAAAGCUGCUUGGGGCUCCAAGGAACAUGACUCUAAUGAGAUAAGCAUUAUUAGCCAUUUGUCCUCACAUUGUGUGGAUAAGUCAUGGCCUUUUGCAAUCUACCCACGCUGUGAGGAACUAAUCCAACAAGAAAGAAUGCCUCCGCUGGAGAAGUAUCCCUCUCCCACCGUGCCAAGGAAGAGAUCAAAGAGCCGGGCAAUGUCUUCCCUGUCACUGAGGUCAGGGUGCUCUGAACAGACCCUGACCAGUAUCCAUGAGGAAGAUGAGACUAAGGUGGUCCACCUGAUCAGCCAGGCUGUGCCUGAGGAGACCCCAAUGGAAAUAAUGGCUGAAGUGGAAAAAGUGGCAAGUAAAGACUCCUCCAAUAAGAAGGCCUCCUUCUGGAGGAGACUGAGAUGUCUUUGUUGCCUGGGGAAGAAGGAGGCUGCUACUACAAAGAAGACUAAGGUGGAGGUGCAUGAGCAGGAGGAUGCUGAGGUGACCCGGGAUGCUGUUUUCCCUACUGAGAUGUCCUUAAAAUGCUCAGGAAAUGAUUGAUGCCCUAAAUAUGAAUAUUUUAAUAAAAUCUGAAUAUUUUAGAUGUCAGCCUCUGUGUGACACCUGCUCCUACUCUCCCUCUCUGCCGCCAGCUGUCACCAUCAUUACGUGCAGCCGUGCAAUAUUGGACUCACCUGGACUCCAUUACUCUGUAGAUUGCCCUUCUAUCUAUGUCUGUUCCUCAGUUGGUUCCCUGUGUCAGCAUUGUUGUUAUGUUCCCCUGUCCAGAUGCUGUUUUUGUUUUAAUGUCUGUUUUACAGUAAAUGUUCACUCUCUGUACUUGCUUCUCGUUUCCAGUGUCGAUCCUUACAGAAUGCUCUAACCACUAAAAGAAGCAUCAGGGAGU
Messenger RNA from Oncorhynchus mykiss (rainbow trout), 1613 nucleotides. RefSeq lists its product as uncharacterized. The record is from RefSeq and is a predicted model, not a curated record. NCBI's taxonomy places the organism in Eukaryota, Metazoa, Chordata, Actinopteri, Salmoniformes, Salmonidae.